CUCCCACGUCCUAUUCUAGGACAUGGAUCACCAUGAGGUAUACAACUUGUUGGGCUAUAUAACUCGGCCAGUUGCUGCCUGUCUGCUCGGCUCUGUCUCAUCUUCAACUAUCUUAUUUGUAUCCAAGUGUUGGCGUUAGCUGGAAGUUAUACUAGCGACUUAUCUAUCUAUUCUGUUAUCUUUCAUCUUGACCAAGCGAACAGUCGAACAAGCGACAAGCGAACAAUCGAACAGUCGAACAGUCGAUCAAAUAGUCAAACGAACUGUCCAGUCUACUAUUGAUCUUCGAGAUCAGACGCCUACGAUCCUCUACCAAACCAAACGAUCUACUUCCACUCAUCCAACAUGGGCUUGUCCGAGCGUGAGUUCGCCACCAUGUGCUACGUGAGGCCCAAGUACAACAUCUCCUUUGAGAGCAUUCCCGAGGCAGACGAAACACUGUCUCCUUCUACCGAAGAAGAGACUAUCUCUGUUGAUGAGAAGUCUGGCAGCAUUGCACGACAGACCACCUCCAUCGAUGAGGUGUCUCCUAUUGAACACACUACUUCCGUUGUUAUCGAAUCGAACUUGGCUGUCUCUACUGGAGAGAUGAGCGUUACUGUUGAACAAGACGCCGCUGAGCACAUCACCAACGACAUGCACGACAUGGUUGCUCCUGUUAACGAAGAAGUCACCAUUACCAUCGAAGAACCCAAGGACGAGAAGGUCCCCAACGACAUGGCAGCUCCUGCCAACGAGCUUACUAUCGCCAUCGACAAUAUGGCCCCCGCUACCAACGAAGCAGUCAUUAUCACCGUCGAAGAAGACAUCAAGGACGAGAAGGUCCACACCGACAUGGCAGAUCCUGUCAACGAAUUUAUCAUUGCCAUCGACAAUAUGGUCGGCCCUACCAACCAAGAAGUCAUAAUCACCAUCGACAACACCACCGUGCCUGAGGAGGCUCACUGUCGGAUGCCUAUUUCCUCUGAGCAAGAUGCUCCGAAAAGUGAGACACAGCUGCCUUCACAUGAUCAUGGAGAUAGCAAGCUAACGAGAACAGCGAAUCCAUUCAUCCCGCUCAACAUCGACUUGAUCAAGGAGAAGCAAAAGGCAGCCAAGAAGGGCAAGCUGUUCUGGUCACUGGUCGCGGUGUUCCUUAUGAUUGUGUUCUUUAUGGCCCUCACGGUUUUGAAGAUCCAUUAA
Aspergillus ibericus CBS 121593 is the source of this 1182-nucleotide messenger RNA. RefSeq lists its product as uncharacterized. The transcript has a single exon. Bases 346 to 1182 code for a protein of 278 amino acids. NCBI's taxonomy places the organism in Eukaryota, Fungi, Ascomycota, Eurotiomycetes, Eurotiales, Aspergillaceae. The record is from RefSeq and is a predicted model, not a curated record.